This is a messenger RNA of Olea europaea var. sylvestris, 2080 nucleotides long. RefSeq names its product NAC domain-containing protein 17-like. The transcript has 3 exons. Gene Ontology annotation, biological process: regulation of DNA-templated transcription. Gene Ontology annotation, molecular function: DNA binding. Lineage: Eukaryota; Viridiplantae; Streptophyta; Magnoliopsida; Lamiales; Oleaceae. The coding region runs from base 251 to 1990 and encodes 579 amino acids. The record is from RefSeq and is a predicted model, not a curated record.
UCUUCCCCUAAUAAAUGAACAAGUGCCUCCAAAUUCCAAAAGAAAACCGCCGACUCUACAGAGACUCCGCGUCCCCGACGCGUUCUCCGUUGACUAUACGAUUUUGUCUUCACCUUCCGCCGUUUGAUUUUGUACUAGUCUUUGCCAAUUCUCAAAAUCAAAAUCUCUUUUCUUUUUUCAUCUAAAUAAUCAACAUCCCAUACAUACAUUUUUUUGUGAAUUUUACCAAUUUUUUUUGAAGAAAAGAAAGAUGAAGGUGACCGUGGAUUCGGGUUCUGGGUGUUUCGGGGACGAAAAAUGUUUUCCUCGGGGUUUUCGAUUUCAUCCCACCGAUGAAGAGCUUGUGCUUUACUAUCUCAAGAAGAAGAUCUGUAAAAAGAAGCACCGUCUUGACGUCAUCGGAGAAAUCGAUGUUUAUAAGUGGGAUCCAGAAGAGUUGCCUGGGUUAUCUAAAUUGAAAACUGGCGACAAGCAAUGGUUCUUCUUUAGCCACAGAGAUAGGAAGCCAAAUGGAGGACGGUCAAAUAGGGGAACAAGGCAUGGAUACUGGAAGAUGACAGGGAAGGAUCGUUUCAUCACACGUAGUUCUCGCCCUGUUGGGGUGAAGAAGACACUGGUCUUCUAUGAAGGCCGUGCACGGAGAGGAGAACGUACAGACUGGGUGAUGCAUGAAUAUACCAUGGAUGAGGAGGAGCUGAAGAGAUGCCAGGAUGCACAGGAUGACUAUGCCCUAUACAAGGUAUAUAAGAAGAGCGGGCCUGGUCCCAAAAACGGUGAACAAUAUGGCGCCCCUUUUAGGGAAGAGGAAUGGGAUGAUGAUAAGCUAGAUGUCAAUGGCCUUAUUGACAAUGAGAACUCUGCAGAGAAAGAUUAUGAAGCUGUGUCUUUAGAUAAUACCAUACGUGAUCUUGAGGAGUUCCUCAACCGCGAUGAUGACGACCCUGAAAUUUUUCCCCCUCUUGCUCUUGAUAAUGGCUUUGUACUGGAACAGUUUGUGGGUGAGGAAGAAACCCUGAGCACUUUGGUUGAUCAUGGUUUAAAGGACGUGACUUUACCUGAACUAAGUGCUGUCCUCCAACCGUGCAGCCAACAAUCUAACGUGCAAGCCAAUUUUGACCUGACACAGUUGGGCACAAUGCAGUUACAAGAAUACGAGGCACUCAAGUCCACUUUAUCUCCAAAUGGCUUAGAGCGUCACGUGUUUGAAGGGGAUUUCCUUGAAGAUUUUCUUGAAUUGGACGAUCUAGUUGGUCAGGAACCAAACUCUCUCACUCUUGAUAAAGCAGUAGACAUCACGGAGGAACUUCAGUUUGAUGAAUUUGACGGAUUGAGCGAGCUUGACUUAUGCCAAGAUGCAGCCAUGUUCCUUCGAGAGACUGAAUCUGGCAAGAUUUAUCGAUCGUAUACGAAUAAUUUAGAGAAUGGAUUCAUAAACCUGAUUUCAAAUUCUUCUCUAAACAAUAAUCUUGUGAAUAAAGCCAUGAAUUGCCAGCUGGAUGAGCCUCUUUUAAAUGAAACCAAUUAUCAGCUAUGGAUGCGUGAGCAAGGAUCCAGCAAUUCUUCUGCUAUAGAAGCAAAUCAGAUGGUCAUUCCUUCUCCUGCUGCAGUUUUCGUAUGUCUAGGUGUGGUACAUUUUGAUAAUUCUAUCAAUCAUUCUACCAAACUAUAUCAAAAUCAAAAUCGAAGCGGCGAACAGGAUGACGGUACAGACUCGUUGUUGUCUUCUGCUAUCUGGGAUUUUGUGGAGUCUAUACCUACAACACCUGCUUCAGCUUCGGAAAGUGCUUUGGUAAACAGGGCUUUUGAGCGAAUGUCUAGCUUCGGUAGGAUGAGAAUAAAUUCUAGAAACGCGAUCGUUGCUGCAGGUAAUACCUCUGCAACUUCAAGAAGUUCACGCAAACCUACAAAUAUUUUAUGUUUUUCUUUGCUUGGAGUAUUAUGUGCUAUUUUGUGGGUGCUGAUUCGAACCUCUGUAAUAGUAAAUGGUUGAUUUGUAGCUAUCUAUGUGUUUAUGUAAAUAGAAAGUUUUGACCUGUCGCUUUACUGAAUUUUAAGUGAAAAUUUAACUGAAAUUCAGGAA